Molecule: messenger RNA, 3398 nt
Organism: Heterocephalus glaber (naked mole-rat)
Lineage: Eukaryota; Metazoa; Chordata; Mammalia; Rodentia; Bathyergidae
Gene: Cyp24a1
Product: cytochrome P450 family 24 subfamily A member 1
Biological process (GO): cholesterol metabolic process; C21-steroid hormone biosynthetic process; cellular response to peptide hormone stimulus
Cellular component (GO): mitochondrial inner membrane
Molecular function (GO): iron ion binding; monooxygenase activity; heme binding
Source: RefSeq, a predicted model, not a curated record
AGGCCAGGGUGGGAGCAGCGGGAGUUUAAGCUGUCACUGCUUGCCCUGCCUUCCCGCAUCUCCCGAGGGCAGGGACGAGGGUUCUCUGCUGAGUGUGGACCAAGCACAGACCCCGUCGCAGGCGCUUGACAGACAUUAGCUAUUUAAUCCUCAUAGCAACCCAGAUCAAGCAGCCAGCCAGGAAAUCCCAGACUCAGCCAGCCGUUCUUUCCCUCGCUACCUCCGGGGGCGAGCUCCCCUAUUGGGAUGCAUCUUGCUAAAUCUCAAAUCCGCCCUUCCCUUCCCGGGCUGCACUCGGAGACCUCGCCCGCUCAGCGUCGCGACUGUGCAAGCGCCGGCUGCCGUCGGGGGAGGGCGGGACCCGCUCGGCCAAACCCCGUGAACUCGCCCGCGUGCUCCCGGUAUCUCCGGGGUGGAGUCGGCAGCGCUCCGCUCGGCGGGCAGCGCGGUCACCCGGGCUCCGCGCCCUCGCUCACCCCGCUGACUCCAUCCUUUCCACCGCCCCCCGCGUCCCGCGUCCCUCGGGCCCGGCCACCGCCGCCCUACCCGGCGAGCUCAUUGGCCGCCCAGGGCCGGCUCUGUCUCCAUAAAUACAAGGUGCCCGGGCUGGAGAGCAUGGGCCGCAGCAUCCCUGCUACUGCCUCAGCCUCACAGGCCAGCAGGUGGACUCACGGGCCGCCCCUUCCCCUCCCCGGGCCACCAGCCGGGCCGCGCUCCCCCAGCCCCUCGGCCAGCACUAGGCGGUCAGCUGCGCCUCGCCGCGUGUGGAGCAUCCUCGCCAAAGUCCUGCUCUCCGCCCAGCCCCGUGCCCUCGAUCGCACCUGCCGGCCCGGUUUGCCUCUUAGCGUCACCGAGCCCCCGAAGCCCGUCCGGUCCUCUCCGCCUGCCCUUUCCAGCCCCUGCCCCCUCCCAUCCCGCGUCUCCGCACUGCCAUGGGCUCCCCCGUGAGCAGGAGCCGCUCGCUGUCCGCCUUCCUGCAGCGGCGCGGCCUGGAACAGCCCCGGAGACCCGAGACGUCGGGGACGCACGCGCCCCCUGCGCUGCGCGAGGCGCCCCCCUGCCCGCUCCUGCCCGGGCCCACCAACUGGCCCCUGCUGGGCAGUCUGCUGCAGAUUCUCUGGAAAGGAGGGCUGAAGAAGCAGCACGACACCCUGGUGCAGUACCACAAGAAGUACGGCCAGAUAUUCCGGAUGAAGCUGGGCUCUUUCGACUCGGUGCACCUGGGCUCGCCCAGUCUGCUGGAAGAGCUGUUCCGCUCCGAGGGCGCUUGUCCGCAGCGGCUGGAGAUCAAGCCCUGGAAAGCCUAUCGGGACCACCGUGCGGAGGCCUACGGGCUGAUGGUGCUGGAAGGCGAAGACUGGCAGAGGGUCCGGAGAGUUUUUCAAAAGAAAUUAAUGAAACCAGUGGAAAUUAUGAAGCUGGACAGCAAAAUCAAUGAGGUCUUGGCUGACUUUAUGGUUAGACUAGAUGAGCUCCGAGAUGAAAGAGGCCACAUUGAAGACUUGUACAAGGAACUGAACAAAUGGUCAUUUGAAAGUAUCUGCCUCAUCUUAUAUGAGAAGAGAUUUGGGCUCCUUCAGAAGAACAUAGGAGAGGAGGCUCUGAGCUUCAUCACAGCCAUCAAAACAAUGAUGAGCACCUUUGGGAAGAUGAUGGUCACCCCAGUCGAGCUGCACAAGAGCCUCAACACCAGGGUCUGGCAGAUGCACACUCUGGCCUGGGACACCAUUUUCAAGUCAGUCAAGUCUUGUAUCAAUAGCCGGUUAGAGAAACGUUCUCAGCAGCCUAGUACAGAUUUCCUUGGUGAUAUUUAUGACCACAGUCAGCUUUCUAGAAAAGAAUUGUAUGCUGCCGUCACGGAGAUCCAGCUGGGUGCAACAGAAACGACAGCAAACAGCUUAAUGUGGAUUCUCUACAAUUUGUCCCGUAAUCCUCAAGUGCAACAAAAACUUCUUAAUGAAAUUCAAAGUGUAUUGCCUGAGAAUCAGAUGCCAAGGGCAGAGGAUUUGAAGAAAAUGCCAUAUUUAAAGGCUUGUCUAAAGGAAUCCAUGAGGCUCACCCCAAGUGUGCCGUUCACAACUCGGACUCUGGAUAAGGCAACAGUUCUUAGUGAAUAUGCUUUACCCAAAGGGACAGUGUUGAUGCUAAAUACCUACGUACUGGGGUCUGAUGAAGACAAUUUUGAAGAUUCUGAUCAGUUUAGACCUGAACGUUGGCUUCAAACGAAGAAAAAGAUCAAUCCCUUUGCACACCUUCCAUUUGGGGUUGGGAAAAGAAUGUGCAUCGGUCGCCCAUUAGCCGAGCUCCAGCUCCACUUGGCCCUCUGCUGGAUCAUCCGCCGAUUCCACAUCGUGGCCACAGACAGCGAGCCUGUCCACAUGCUGCACCUGGGGAUCCUGGUGCCCAGCCGGGAGCUGCCCGUAGCCUUCUGCCCUAGAUGAGACCCUCAGACUUUUCUUUCACCCAAAUCAAGAACAACUAUCUUUAACUUCCUACAAGAACGGUGCUUGUGGCUUCUGCAUUUCUGGAAAGCAAACUUCAAACACUAGUGUAUGCAACAGCAUAUAGCUUCACUGUGAAAUCUGUAACUCUCAAGAGUAAGUUUAUAUUUCACAUUGAAAGGCCUGAUGCGGCCUUUCAAGUCUGAGACUUGAAAUCUUCCCGAGUCUGGGACCUAGGGUCAUAAUGACAAUCUGUUUACUGUAACUCUGUUUACUGUGACAUUUGGGGGUAUACCUGCUUGAUGAGAGCAUCAAAGCUAAAUGUUGAUUAAAGUAAUCAACUCAAAAAACUACUCCUGCGUUGCAGUGAAGACAUUAUUGAGGAAUUAGAACAUAGCUCUAUUUUCAGAAGUAGUCUAAUGAAGCCAGAAGUUCUUCUAUAAGAAUACCUUAAUGAUUUACUCAAUUUGAUCAAAGUACCCUGAAAUGUUUUUUAUUUCAAUAAUGUAUCUCCUCUAUGGUAUCAGAAUGUGGAUGAAGUUGUGGAUACAUAGGCACUUGUGUGUGUGUGUGUGUGUGUGUGUGUGUGUGUGUGUUUGUGUUCCAUUGGUAAUUUGUUUCUGGCACUUUUUAUAUAAAGAUAAAUUUAGGAUCUGUGGUGCUGGGAAAUGAUCUAAAGUUCAGUCACAGUUUAAAAAUAUUUAUUGUGAUUUUAAGAAAAUGACUUUCCAUCCCUUCACUUUCCCUCUAUUAUAUGAAGAACAGAAAAGUAUGUAUUUGUUAAUGAUUACAGAACAUUUCUAUGUGAUUUUUAAAUCUAAGAAAAUAUGAUUUCAUAAAUGCAAGAUCCACAGAGAUUUAAGCAAUACUUUAAAAUUGUUUACAUGUGGCUUUUUGUAUAUAUUUUUACUAUCAGUUUUCUCUAAAACAUACUGUAUAUUUCUGUAUUUCUGAUAA